This is a messenger RNA of Ochotona curzoniae (black-lipped pika), 1138 nucleotides long. RefSeq names its product glycine N-methyltransferase (gene GNMT). The coding region runs from base 60 to 947 and encodes 295 amino acids. Gene Ontology annotation, biological process: S-adenosylmethionine metabolic process; one-carbon metabolic process; protein homotetramerization. Gene Ontology annotation, cellular component: cytosol. Gene Ontology annotation, molecular function: S-adenosyl-L-methionine binding; glycine binding; glycine N-methyltransferase activity. The record is from RefSeq and is a predicted model, not a curated record. Lineage: Eukaryota; Metazoa; Chordata; Mammalia; Lagomorpha; Ochotonidae. The transcript is spliced from 6 exons.
GAGCAGCGGCCGGGCUAUAAGUGCCGACACCGUGGUUGCGAGGCCAGGAGCCGGCCAGGAUGGUGGACAGCGUGUACCGGACCCGCUCCCUGGGGGUGGCGGCCGAAGGGCUCCCGGACCAGUACGCGGAUGGCGAAGCGGCGCGCGUGUGGCAGCUCUACAUAGGGGACACCCGCAGCCGCACGGCCGAGUACAAGGCGUGGCUGCUCGGGCUGCUCCGCCAGCACGGCUGCCAGCGGGUGCUGGACGUGGCCUGCGGCACCGGGGUGGAUUCCAUCAUGCUGGUGGAAGAAGGCUUCAGCGUGACCAGCGUGGACGCCAGCGACAAGAUGCUGAAGUAUGCACUCAAAGAGCGCUGGAACCGGCGGCAUGAACCUGCCUUCGACAAAUGGGUCAUAGAAGAAGCCAACUGGUUGACGCUGGACAAAGACGUGCCCCGGCCAGCAGGGGGCGGGUUUGAUGCUGUCAUUUGCCUUGGGAACAGUUUUGCCCACCUGCCAGACUGCAAAGGGGACCAGAGCGAGCACCGGCUGGCACUGAGGAACAUCGCGAGCAUGGUACGCUGCGGGGGCCUGCUGGUCAUCGACCACCGCAACUACGACCACAUCCUCAGCACGGGCUGCGCACCCCCUGGGAAGAACAUCUAUUACAAGAGUGACCUGACCAAGGAUGUCACGACAUCGGUGCUGAUGGUGAACAAUAAGGCCCACAUGGUGACCCUGGACUACACGGUGCAGGUGCCGGCGGCUAGCCAGGAUGGUGUUCCAGGCCUGAGUAAGUUCCGGCUCUCCUACUACCCGCACUGCCUGGCACCCUUCACGGAGCUGCUCCGAGCAGCUUUCGAGGGCAAGUGCCAGCACAGCGUCCUGGGAGACUUCAAGCCCUACGAGCCAGGCCAGGCCUACGUCCCCUGCUACUUCAUCCACGUGCUCAAAAAGACGGGCUGAGAGCAGCCACCGCUCCCAUGGCCCCAUGCACACUCGGACCCAGCAGCUCCAUACCCGGCCCUUCCAACUGCUGCGGACACCAGGGGAGAGGGGCUGUGUGGGGAGGGGCUGGCUACAGCAGAGGGUGUGUAGAACAUAGGUUCAGGCCAAUGGAAGGGCAAGCAAUACAGUCCGUGCCUUGACCAUUCCUG